Messenger RNA from Etheostoma cragini (Arkansas darter), 980 nucleotides. It is a transcript of the gene nsmce1, whose product is annotated as NSE1 homolog, SMC5-SMC6 complex component. The record is from RefSeq and is a predicted model, not a curated record. The transcript has 8 exons. Lineage: Eukaryota; Metazoa; Chordata; Actinopteri; Perciformes; Percidae. Gene Ontology annotation, biological process: double-strand break repair via homologous recombination; DNA damage tolerance. The coding region runs from base 169 to 912 and encodes 247 amino acids. Gene Ontology annotation, molecular function: ubiquitin-protein transferase activity. Gene Ontology annotation, cellular component: Smc5-Smc6 complex; nucleus.
GAGGAAAAACAAGGCGCGAACGGCGGAAGGUUAACUGGUAAAAUAGCUAAACUUGUGCACGAUUUAUUAGUUAUUCUGACUUUAGAGUCUCGUUUCUGCUAAGUAUUCAAACAUUAGAGCGGCCGAAAGACGGUUAAGGUCUACUGUGCCACAGAUCAGUCCAGAAACAUGUCACGACAGAUGGAAGACAGCCAUCGACGGUUCCUACAGACCAUGAUGGCCAAUGGCAUUGUUGAUGAACAAAGUGCAAGGACACUAUAUCAAUAUUGUUGUGAAACCCAUAACACUCAGCACAUCCCUGAUAAACUGGAUGAUUUCAUUGAAACCAUCAACUCAAAGCUGCAGCCCAUGUUCAUGCAAAUUAGAAAAGGAAUGUCUGAAGACAACGGUCACCAGUUCUAUGCAUUGGUGAACAUGGCUGAGACUGAUGUCACCAGGAUGUCGUCAGAUUACGCUGACAAUGAGCUGGAGCUGUUCAGGAAAACGAUGGACCUGAUCGUUUGCUCUGAGAAUGGCAAGGCCUCCUCCACUGAUAUUCUGAACAGCGCCGACAUCCUGACCACCAAAAAGCUGAAGAAGAGCGAGACCGAGCACCUCUUGAACCGACUCGUGCACGACAAAUGGCUCAAUGAGAAACGGGGUGAAUACACUUUGUCCACCAGAUGUAUUAUAGAGAUGGAGCCAUAUAUUCGCUCAAUGUAUCAGGACCAGGUCAAAGUGUGCCACAUCUGUCGCAACAUUGCUUUUCAGUGCCAAAUUUGUGAGAAGCCUACAUGUGGUAUAAAAAUACACAACCCCUGUGUGGCCAGAUAUUUCAAAGGAAGAGCAGAGCCGCGUUGUCCCGCUUGUGAUGACUUUUGGCCACAUGAAAUCCCUGAAGUCAGACGGCCCCGGUCUCAGUCCAGGCGAUGAGGAUUUCAGCAUCAAAUGUGUUUAGUAUUUUUAACAUAACUCUGUAAUAAACUAAACUGUUAAUAUAA